This is a messenger RNA of Seminavis robusta, 1602 nucleotides long. Lineage: Eukaryota; Bacillariophyta; Bacillariophyceae; Naviculales; Naviculaceae. The record is from the annotation of a GenBank genome assembly.
CGAUUAUUGAAAGAAGAGGUAGGAAAGUCGCUGAUGGAUCGCUUACACGGGCGGUUUAGAGCAGGGAACUUAUCUUUGAGGCCAGCGAGGGCCAGGCUUAGGAGUCGAAACUCAGGGCUUCCACAUCUAUUCGAAGCAGCAGCAACUGCAGCCAGACACAUCGACACAACAGCACAACGGCAUCCAGACACUGCACUACUCCAGAAGAAGAUCUCAUUCCUUAUCCAAUAGAAGAUGUCGUCAACAGAUUGUCCUGGUGGUACAGACGCAACAGAACAGGCUGAUGUUCGCUCUUUGUUGUUGGAUCGAAACGAUAUUUGGAUCGGGCAAAUUCUACCCUAUGUGGGCACGGGACACUAUGCCUUUCUGGGAGCCGUCAACAAAAGGAUGAAUCAUUUGUACAAAGAGUAUUGUGACAAGGCGCAAAAGCCUCAAAAAGUGAUGGGCGAGAAUGGAAAGCGGUCAGCGACAGCUACAGACACCCUCUACAGUGCGGUGUUCUCCAGUGUGCCUUGUGCUCAAUACUGGCUCCGUCACAAGUCUGAGACCCCUCGUCAAUUCUGGGUUUGUCGAGCCAUUGCCAAAGUUGGGAAUCUUCCUGUUCUUCAAUUUGCUCAUAAAACAUAUGGAUAUUCGAUAAACACAGCAACGUGCCAUGCUGCUGCUCGAUUCGGACAUUUGCAAGUACUGAAAUGGCUGCUUGAGCAAGGAUGCCAAUGGGAUCCUGAUAUAUGUGCUAGUGCUGCUGCAGGUGGGCAUCUUGACAUGCUCAAGUGGGCUAGAGAGAAAGGAUGCCCAUGGGAUGAAGUAACAUAUUCAGUUGCUGCUCAACAUGGACACUUGAACGUGCUGAAGUGGGCACAUGAGAAUGGUUGCCCAUGGAAUGCUUCUGUUUGCCGUUCUGCAGCGCAAGGUGGUCAUUUGCAUAUCCUGAAGUGGGCUCACCAGAAUGGCUGCCCAUGGAAUGCUGGCUUAUGUGCCAGUGCUGCUAAAGGUGGGCAUCUUGACAUGCUCAAGUGGGCCAGAGAGAAUGGAUGCCCAUGGGACAAUAGAACUUGCCAAAACGCUGCAAAUCUUGGGCAUUUGGAUGUUUUGAUAUGGGCUCGAGAAAAUGGCUGUCCAUGGGACCAAGCUACAUGCAAUGAGGCUGCAAGUGGUGGGCAUUUGGACAUCCUGAAGUGGGCUCAUCGGAACGGCUGCCCAUGGGAUUCUCGCACAUGCUCCACCGCUGCUGCAAAUGGGCAUCUGGAUGUCCUGAAAUGGGCCUUUGAGAAUGGCUGCCCAUGGGAUCGAACCACCUUUUGGACUGCUGCAGCAAACGAACAUCUUGAAGUCUUGGAAUUUCUUCAUGAAAAGGGUUGUCCAUGGAGUGCCAGUGUAUGUCAUGUUGUUGCUAGUUGUGGAAAUUUGACCAUUUUGAAAUGGUUGCGUGCCAAUGGGUGCCCUUGGGACUCGAGGACUAUCAAAGGAGCAACACAGUGUGGGCAGACAGAAGUGCUACAGUGGGCCAGAGAGAAUGGAUGUCCAGAAGAAUAGAUACCCGCAAUCUAAACGUUUUUCCAUUGUUGUCCACUAGCCAGCUUGUCUUUUGUCUUUUUGUAG